Messenger RNA from Malassezia globosa CBS 7966, 6636 nucleotides. RefSeq lists its product as uncharacterized. NCBI's taxonomy places the organism in Eukaryota, Fungi, Basidiomycota, Malasseziomycetes, Malasseziales, Malasseziaceae. The transcript has a single exon. The record is from RefSeq and is a predicted model, not a curated record. The coding region runs from base 1 to 6636 and encodes 2211 amino acids. Gene Ontology annotation, molecular function: ATP binding; nucleic acid binding; ATP hydrolysis activity.
AUGCGCCGUGGAGGCAGCCACCGCAGACGACGUCAUUUGACUGCCGUCGUCGACAUGCCGCCGAAGUCUCAGCGAGACCUGUCUGGCUAUCAGUACUCGGCGCUGUCGUCGCUCGUACUGAGUGCAGGACGAAGACAAGGAGAAAAUGAGCCAACUGGAGAGGCAGAAUCGCUUGUGGGUCGCAUUGACCCCAAGUCGAUGGGCUCACGUGUAGUAAAGUCACACGUUCCAGAUAUCGAAAAGAAACGCAAGGCUGCGGAGCACGACGAGCAUGGCAUCACGAAAAAAAGAGUUGGGGUAGCAGGUGCCGGCCAAUAUACCAAUGUGCUCCAAGCCAGCGCGGAGCUGGAUGGGCUCCGGUACAUGCCGCGCACAGACGAGACUCGCUCUGUGUAUGAGCUGAUUCUGAGUAUGGUCCAAAGCGCGCUGGGUGACCAAACCAGUGAAGUCAUUCGCUCUGCGACAGAUACUGCGCUUGAGUUUCUGAAGGAUAGUGAUAUGCGUGACCUUGACAAGAAGCGCGAAAUGGAAAGCUUUCUUGGCCCUAUUACAGAUGAGACGUUCGGGCAGUACUUGAAUUUGAGCAAACGCCUCACGGAUUACGAAGAGGAUACCGGCGAUCCCACAGAAACCAGUGCACCCGUUGAUGAAGAGGCUGGUGUUGCAGUGCUCUUCGACAAUGAAGAGGAAGAGAGCAACCCAGACGAGGAAACUUACGUGAUUCGUGAACAGUCGGACGAUGAGGAGGAUGAGGCCGAAGAGAAAGAGGCUUCAUUAGGUGUUCAAGAGGAUGCAGGCGACGACGACAAUGAUCCCCAUUUGGACCGCACCGGAACAACUGGGGAAGAGCUCUUGCUGGGUGAGCGAGCAGGCAAUACCUCGUCCGAUCUAUCUGUCCAUGACGUUGACGCAUACUGGCUCCAACGCCUAAUGAGCACGCAUUAUUCUGAUCCUAUGGAAAUAAGUGAGAAGGCUGAUGCAGCACUCGAUAUUUUGGGAGCCGAUUCGGACAUUCGCGACUGUGAGAACAACCUCAUGGCGCUGUUUGACUAUGAGCAUUUCGAUAUCGUACAGACAUUGACAAAAAACCGCGAUAUCGUGUACUGGUGUACGCGUCUAGCGCGCUCGAACGAAGACGAGCGGGUUGAUGUUGAAGUUGCUAUGCGAGAGAAGAGUGCAGGCUGGAUCCUCAAACGCCUCGCUGGCGAUGCAGGCAAAAGCACCUCUGGUGCAGACAACCUCGAGGAAGCUAAGCGCGAGGCAUACCGACUCACGUCGCGCGCGACGCUAGCGCCCGGCUCAACAGUAGCCCCGCGCACCAUGCUUGAUUUGGAUGCCAUGGCAUUUAGUGAGGGCGGCCAUUUGAACUCCAACCCUAAAGUUCGUCUUCCGGCGGGAAGCUUCAAACGAAGUAAAAAGGGCUACGAUGAGAUUCAUGUGCCGGCGCCUGAGAAACGCACCAUUUCGUCCGACGAGCUUGUCCCGAUCCGUCAGCUGCCGAGCUGGACACAUGCCGCUUUUGCCGGAGCCACCUCAUUAAAUCCAGUACAAUCGAAAUGUUAUCCGGUGGCGUUUGGCAACGAUGAACCUAUGCUCCUCUGUGCGCCCACAGGUGCGGGCAAAACAAAUGUGGCUAUGCUAACAAUUCUGCGAGAGCUUAGUAAAUGGCGCGACGAAGAGUCCGGGACCAUGGACUUGACCGCGUGCAAGAUUGUGUAUGUGGCACCGAUGAAAGCGCUUGUUGCUGAGCAAGCGAAUCAAUUCCGCUCGCGUUUGGAGCCGUAUGGCGUUGUUGUCAAUGAGCUCACAGGCGAUAGCCAGCUGACCAAGGCUCAGAUUGCUGAAACGCACGUUAUCGUGACGACACCAGAGAAAUGGGAUGUCAUUAGCCGCAAGAGUUCCGACACAUCGUACACCAAUCUCGUGCGUCUCUUGAUUGUGGAUGAAAUUCAUCUGCUGCACGACGACCGUGGGCCAGUUCUAGAAGCUAUUGUUGCUCGCACGAUUCGACGGAUGGAGCAGCUGAAUGAUCCGGUGCGAAUCAUCGGUCUCAGUGCGACGCUGCCAAACUACCAAGACGUUGCAGCGUUCUUACGCGUCAAUCCAGCUAGUGGCUUGCUGUACUUUGAGUCGAAUAUGCGACCAUGCCCAUUGCGGCAAGAGUUCAUCGGCCUCACAGAAACAAAGGCUAUAAAGCGGCUGCAGCUUAUGAAUGAAGUCACGUAUGACAAGGUCAUGGAGCACGCGGGCAAGAAUCAAAUUCUUAUCUUUACGCAUUCUCGCAAGGAAACGGCCAAGACAGCCAAAUUUCUUCGUGACACGGCUGAGGCUCGUGAGACACUCGAUGUGUUUCUGCCAUCUACAGGUGCGAGCCGAGAUGUUCUGCGAGAAGCAGCUGAGGAGGCGAAGGACGCGAAUCUUCGCGAGUGUCUGCAGUAUGGAUUUGGAAUUCAUCAUGCUGGUAUGACGCGGGCUGACCGCGAGCUUGUUGAAGAUCUGUUUGCUGGCAAACAUAUUCAGGUGCUUGUAAGCACGGCGACUCUUGCAUGGGGUGUAAAUUUGCCUGCACACACUGUUAUCAUCAAAGGGACGCAGAUCUACAACCCAGAGAAAAGCCGCUGGUGCGAACUUUCGCCCCAAGAUAUGCUUCAGAUGCUCGGCCGCGCGGGUCGGCCUCAGUUCGACACUAUUGGUGAAGGCAUUAUCAUCACCCAGCACAACGAGCUACAAUACUAUUUGUCAUUGCUAAACCAACAGCUUCCGAUUGAGAGCCAGUUCGUGUCGCGCCUGGCGGACAAUUUGAAUGCGGAGAUUGUUCUUGGGACGAUCCGGAACCGCGAUGAGGCCGUCACUUGGCUUGGGUAUACGUAUCUGUAUGUGCGUAUGCUUCGCUCGCCUGCACUGUAUUGCGUGACGCCUGACUAUAUCGAAGACGACCCGUUCCUUGAACAGAAGCGGGCGGAUAUUGUACACAGUGCAGCAGUGCUCCUUGAGAAAGCGGGACUUUUACGCUACGACAGAAAGACUGGCUUGUUUACAUCAAAUGAGCUCGCGCGCAUUGCAGCGCACUACUAUCUAACACAUACGUCCAUGGGCACGUACCACAAACACCUGCACAGCACGUCUAGUACGAUCGAGCUGUUGCGCGUCUUUAGCUACAGUGACGAGUUCAAGCACCAGAUUGUGCGACAGGACGAGAAGUUGGAAAUCGGCAAGUUGCGGGAACGGGUGCCAAUUCCUGUGAAAGAGGGCAUCGAUGAACCCAGUGCCAAAAUCAAUGUUCUUUUGCAGACGUGGAUCUCGCAGCUGUCUCUUGAAGGCUAUGCGCUGGCUGCCGACAUGGUGUAUGUGACGCAGUCUGCAUCGCGUAUCCUGCGCGCUCUAGUCGAGAUCUGUGUGAUUCGUGGAUACGCACGAACGACGCGAUAUGCGUUGGAUCUCGCACGGAUGACUGAGCGGCGGCAGUGGGGAUCCAUGACGCCCCUGCGUCAGUUCCCAGGCGUGGCGCCAGACUUGAUCCGCCGUCUUGAGCGCAAGGAGUUUCCAUGGGCGCGUUUGCGUGAUCUAGAGCCAAAUGAGAUGGGGGAGCUGAUUGGCAUUCCUCGUGCUGGCCGUUUGCUGCAUCGCCUGGUAUUUCAGUUCCCGUUCCUGGACCUGCAAGCGUACUUCCAACCCGUCACACGUUCCUUGCUACAAGUGCAUCUCACGAUAACGCCUGACUUUGAGUGGGACGAUCGUGUGCAUGGCGGUGCACAGAGUUUUUGGCUUCUGGUUGAAGAUGUGGACGGUGACACAAUUCUCUUUUACGACCAGUUUGUGCUGCUGCGUCGAUAUGCAAACGAUGAACACACAGUAUCAUUCACCGUGGAGCUGACGGACCCGCUUCCGCCCAACUACUAUAUUUCGCUAUUAAGCGACCGUUGGCUCCACAGCGAAGUACGUCUUCCGAUCUCGUUCAAGCAUCUCAUCUUGCCCGAUAAGUUCGCGCCGCCCACGCCUUUGCUUGAUCUGCAGCCACAGCCCGUGUCCGUGCUAGGCAAUGCAGCGACACACUAUGCGUUCGAGCAUUUGAAUCGUAUUCAGACGCAAGCUUUCCAUGCGUUGUAUGAAACGGAUGACAAUGUCCUCAUCGCUGCGCCUGUCGGUGCUGGCAAGACCGUGUGCGCGGAGCUGGCUCUUUGGCGACUAUGGAAUGGAGAGAAAAGUGGUAAGAACGCGCGAGCCGUAUGCAUUGUUCCAUACGUGAGUAUGGUGGCGCCACGCGUGGCUGCAUGGAAGUCUCGCUUCCCAUCGAAAGAGAUCGUGUCACUUGCCAGUGAAACAAGCACAAAUUUACGUCUGCUAGAACUCGCAGACCUCGUAGUUGCUACUCCCGAGCAGUGGGACGUCUUAUCGCGUCGAUGGCGUCAGCGCAAGCAUGUCCAGAAUGUUGCACUCUACAUUCUGGACGACUUGCACAUACUUACCGACACGUACGUGGGACCAACGUACGAAGUGGUCGGGUCUCGCGCACGUUUCGUGGCCGCUCAAACAGAGCGAUCCACACGCUUCGUCGGCCUCAGUGCACCAAUCUCAAAUGCUUCGGAUGUAGGUGAGUGGCUUGGUGCUACGCACACUUUGUCAUUUGCACCAACCGCUAGACCUGUGCCGAUGGAAGUGCACAUCCAACCAUUCAACGUUCCGCACUUCCCGUCGCUCAUGAUCGCAAUGGCCAAACCAGCUUACCUGGCCAUUGUCGAAUAUGCGCCGAACCAGCCAACGCUGGUGUUUGUCCCGACGCGGAAACAGACAAAGCUCACCGUGCACGACAUUCUAGCCUACGCAUUGGCAGACAGCCAGCAUAGUGGUGAUGGUGGUGAUGAAACUGGGCAGACAGAAUGCUGUUUCUUGAACAUGGAGCGAGAAGACUUGCAGCCACAUUUAGAUCGUGUGGAGGACACAGAACUGGCGGAAUGUCUAGCGUACGGCAUAGCAUUUUACCACGAAGGGCUGAGCAAAGGCGAUCGUCGGAUUGUCGAACGCUUAUUCAAUGCAGGAGCCAUCCAGGUCAUGGUCGCGAGUAAGGACACAGUAUGGAGUCUGCCUGUUCAAGCGCACCUUGUGUUGUUAUUGUCGUUGCAGACUUACGAGGGUCGUGAGCACCGCUAUGUGGACUAUGCUCUGACAGACAUGCUCGAGAUGGUCGGCAAGUGCGUACUACCAGACGAGCAGGGUCGCAGUCGAUGCAUGCUGCUGUGCCAGGCAAACCGUAAGAACUACUUCAAGAAGUUUCUGGCCGAAGGCCUGCCGGUCGAAAGCCGUCUUGGCACAUAUACCCAAGACUUUUUGAAUGCCGAGAUCGUUGCACGAACUGUGCAAGACAAACAAGGAGCUGUGGACAUCCUGACGUGGACACUCAUGUACCGGCGUCUACCGAAGAACCCACAAGCGUACGGUUGUCAGGGCCGUGAUAUACAACACAUUGGGGACUUCUUAUCGGAGCUUGUCGAAAACACGCUGGGUGAGCUUGAGCAGAGUAAAUGCAUUGCUAUCGAAGAUGAUAUGGAUGUGAGUCCGCUCAACUUGGGUAUGAUUGCCAGCUUUUACAAUGUCAGUUACGCCACAAUCGAUGUCUUCCACCUCUCGCUCACAGGCACGACGAAGCUCCGUGGCCUGCUCGAGAUUGUCGCAUCCGCCUCCGAGUUUGAGACAGUGCCCAUUCGGCACCAUGAAGACGUGUUGCUUCGCAGAAUAUACGACCGCGUGCCGCUCAAGCUCGACAAGAUUCAGUUCGAGAGUCCCCAUCACAAGACCUUUAUUCUUCUGCAGGCACACUUUUCGAGAUUAACAUUGCCGGCCGAUCUCGCUCAAGAUCAGCGUGAUAUUCUUCUGCGCGUCCUGACGCUGCUUAAUGCUUGCGUUGAUGUGAUGAGUUCCGGCGCCUUCCUGAAUGCCAUCGUUGCAAUGGAACUGAGCCAUAUGUGCGUGCAGGCAGUUUGGGACCGCGACUCGCCUUUGAGGCAAGUACCUCAUUUCACACAGGCCACCAUUGAGCGGUGUCAGGCGCGAGGAAUCGAUGAUGUGUAUGCUCUCGCCGAUGCUCUGCCAGACAUGAGCCAAGCAGAGCGGGAUGAUCUUCUUCAGCUCAACAAGCGCCAACUUGCGGAUGUGGCGUCGCUGACGAAUGAUUUCCCAUACGUUGAGAUCCACUUCGAUAUCCUCGACAAACAGGCACUCGACAGCGCGACGCCAAUCGUCCUGCAAGCGACUCUAGAGCGAGAUGUGGACGAGGAUGAGGAGGACGAUGAAGUGGCUGAUCCCACUGCGAUUGCACCAUUCUAUCCUUCACCGAAGAUGACGGCCUGGUGGCUCGUGGUUGGGGAUCCUGGAACGCGGAACUUGCUGAGCAUCAAACGCGUAGUGAUCGCAAAAACGCUACAAGUGCGAAUGGAAUUCAUGUUGCCUCCAGGCACGCAUGACAGACUGAAGCUAUACCUGAUGUGUGACAGCUACAUUGGGGCCGAUCGCGAGCUUGACGUGCCCGCGCUGCACGUUGUGCGGGGCGAAGAUGACGAGGACGCGGAUGAUGACGAUGAAGAAGCAGAAGGUGUGAAUGAUGGCGGUGAUGGUGACGUGACUAUGCCUGAUGCGCGUUGA